UCUAUCCUUUCUCUAUCUGUAUAACAUUUGAAUAACCUAAUGUUUAGUUGCUCAGAGGUAUUUUUCAAUAUAGAUCAUGGUUAUUUGGAAGGAAUUCUACGAGGAAUGGAAAGUGGAAUAUUGAAAAAUACUGAUUAUAUGAAUAUAGUUCAGUGUGAAAAUCUUGAUGAUAUGAGGGUUCAUUUACAAACAUCAGAUUAUGGCAACUUUUUGGCUAAUGAACCAAGUCCUCUUGCAGUUUCAACAAUUGAUGAAAAAUUAAAGGAAAAAUUAGUAUUAGAAUUUCAAUAUUUGAGGAAUCAAGCUCUAGAGCCAUUAUCAACAUUUUUAGAUUACAUCACAUAUUCAUAUAUGAUUGAUAACAUUAUUUUAUUAAUAACCGGAACCUUGCAUCAACGACCAAUAUCAGAGCUUAUAUCAAAAUGUCAUCCUCUUGGAAAUUUUGAACAAAUGGAAGCCAUUCAUAUAGCCAGUACCCCGGCUGAGUUAUACAAUGCAGUUCUUGUUGAUACUCCUCUUGCUCCUUAUUUUGCUGAUUGUAUUUCUGAACAAGACUUAGAUGAAAUGAAUAUUGAAAUUAUUAGAAACACUUUAUACAAAGCCUAUAUUGAAGAUUUUUACAAAUACUGUCAGAAGCUAGGUGGAACCACAGCUGAAGUUAUGACAGAAAUAUUAGCAUUCGAAGCCGACCGAAGGGCUUUCAUAAUCACUAUUAAUUCUUUUGGAACGGAAUUGACUAAAGAUGACCGCAUCAAGCUUUACCCCCGUUGCGGUAAUCUCAAUCCCGAUGGGUUAAGUUUGUUGGGUAAGGCGGACGAAUACGAACAAGUCCAGGCGGUGGCCGAAUAUUAUGGGGCUUACAAGCCGUUGUUCGAUGGAACAGGUUCCAAUCCGGGCGAUAAAACUUUGGAGGAUAAAUUCUUCGAGCACGAGGUACACAUGAAUAUCCUUUCUUUCAUGAAGCAAUUUCAUUUCGGCAUUUUUUAUGCCUACGUCAAAUUGAGGGAACAAGAAACCCGAAAUAUUGUAUGGAUCGCAGAAUGCAUUGCCCAAAAGAAUAGGACCAAAAUAGAUGCCUACAUUCCGAUCAGAUAAAUAAAAUCUAUCAAUUUUAAAAUAAUUUUUAAUGUUUAUCGGGAUAGCUUUCUUUGUUUUAUUUAACAAUCGCGUUAUAAUAUAAUUAUGGUAAUAUAAUUAUGUUGUAUGAUACAUUUACAUUUUUAUGAUCUUAUUUAACUUCGAAUUUUUUUAAAAAAUAUUUAUUCAAAAUUACUUACAAACUAUCCAAUAUUUAUAUUACUUCCCUAAAUUAUUUUACAUGUUUUUAUUUAUAAUCUCACAAAGCGCCAUUCCGAAAUUCAACUAAUUUAUAUUCUUUAAACCCGAGUUUAAAAGAUUCUUACGUUAUUUAUAUGUAUGAAAAUAAUUACAU
Messenger RNA from Gordionus sp. m RMFG-2023, 1432 nucleotides. Its product is annotated as V-type proton ATPase subunit d-like. Gene Ontology annotation, cellular component: proton-transporting V-type ATPase, V0 domain; lysosomal membrane; plasma membrane proton-transporting V-type ATPase complex. The record is from RefSeq and is a predicted model, not a curated record. The transcript is spliced from 8 exons. Gene Ontology annotation, biological process: vacuolar transport; vacuolar acidification; proton transmembrane transport. Bases 40 to 1095 code for a protein of 351 amino acids. Lineage: Eukaryota; Metazoa; Nematomorpha; Gordioida; Chordodea; Parachordodidae. Gene Ontology annotation, molecular function: proton-transporting ATPase activity, rotational mechanism.